UAUAUAAAUAUAUUUAUAGAAAAAAUUAAACACUUUUAAAAAAAAAUGUAUCAAUAAUUUUUAAACCAAUAAAAACGAACUUAAUGCUUAGGCUUAAUAUUGUGUGAAACGAAAGACGGGAAAAAACUUAAAGGCAAUAUCAAUUUUUUUCUUUCGGAAAGUAUGUAAGAAGAAGAAGCAGACAGGCAAAAAAAGUGAAAAAAGUGUACAACCGGAGGCGACCAAGUGUAAAGAAAAGGUAUUUAUCAUUUUCCACAGAAUUGGUAAAAAUGUAGAUGAAAAGGCAAAAUAAUUACUUGCAAACAAAAGAAAAUACUUUAAAACCAAAGAUAUCAUUGAAGUAAAAACGUGUCGACAUAAGAAAUCCGAGAAAAAAAGAGCUUGAUAAGCAAUUAUAAAAGAAAAGAAAAAAAGAACUCUUAACUCAGCAGGAAAUAGUAAUAUAAUAUAACAGCAAAAAGCAAAAGCAAGAAACCUAAAGCGUGAAAGCAAACAUAAAUGGUUUCUACUUUCAUAGGACUUUUGGAUAUACAAUCAUGGUGGGAGAUACCGUGUAUUUCACAUUUUUGUUCAUUGUUUAGUUCUGCAUUUGAUUUGCCUGAUAUUGAUAUUGAGGAUUUAGAAUCAGCUUUAUUGUCAGAUGGUACUUUGGCUGAAGAAGAUCAUAUUGCUUUAGUCCCAGAGCUUAUUGUACGUUUACUUAAAGGCUGCGAUGCUUUGCGUUCGGUAGCAAAAGAAAUUACUCACAGCAACUAUCAAAUGUUUUUGCGGCGUUACUUACGCCAACAGUGUCGUCUGCAUAAAACGGAAAAUCAUUUCGAUACCGAUAUUGAUUUUCAAUCGUUACCGGUACGCAAGCGCCUUUUGAUUUUAUAUGAUUUAUGUCAUUUUCGUUUAAACUCGUCGGAUGUGCAAGUGAUUUUAAAUAACUUGGAAGCAGAUAGCUUGCGAGUUGAACCGUUAGGUUACGAUUCGAAGAAUUCCGGUUAUUGGUAUUUUUAUGGUACACGUUUGUAUCGCGAGGACAAACCAGCUGGUUCUGUUAAUAGCUUGAAAUCGCAAUCGGUUUGGCAAGUGAUUUGUUUUAGUGAAGAGGACUGGCAGAACUUGGCAGCGAAAUUUAAGAGUUCCACGAAUCCUAAAGAAAAGGAGCUCUAUCAAAUAUUGGAUGAGAAUUUCCUGCCAAAAUUACCCCAGUUAUUUCGUGAACGCGAAAGAUUGAGAAGAAGGAAAUUAUUUCAAGUACGCAACUCGUCGCGCAUGCGAAAUUUGGCAGAACUGAAAAAUCGCCAAGAGCAAGAACGUUUGCAAAGAGAAAGAGAACGUCUGCAACAGCAACAGCAGCAGCAUCAACAGCGUUAUCAAUUCGAGCAGCCUUCCGUUAAACCCGCUUUUUUGCCUUUAACUACCUCAAUUACACAAACUAGAGCACGCAGACGAUCUCCGUCUACCUCAACAGCAAGUGGUAUAUCGACAUACGCAAGUUCUUUACGUCGCACUAUAACCACAAAUUCUAGCGAAUUUCUCGGUCAUCGAGAAACGUUCUGCUUAACAUCAGAAGACGAGGAGGAAGAAGAAGAUAAGAAUAGCGAUCUGCCCGAUUACGACGAUAACGAGACAAAUUUUAACGCAGCCGAAAAUAAUUGUGCAGAAUCUCAUACAGCGCAUCGUCGGGCGAUUCAGGAUAUAUCGCCUUUGACUGAAGAAGAUUUGAACUUAUUGAAGAAUAUCAAAUUAGAACCGGAAGACGACGAAGCGGCUAACGUCAGAGAAGUAUUAGAGUCGGUAAAUUCAGGUCAUAAUCACAGCUUUCAGAACGCCACCAAUAACAAUAUUUUAACGUCUGUACAUUUGUUGACACAUCAUGAUAAUCAAAGACAACAACAGUUACAGCAAAAACAUCCAUUUGUUGAAGACGAUGUGGUUUUAGAAACCAUAAACGAAAAGUUAACAAAAUCCAAUCGCAAUAAAACGCAUCAUCAUCACCACCACCAUCAUCAUCAUCAUCACCAUCAUCAUCAUAAGAAGAAGAAAUCGCAGAAAAAGCAAAAAAAGAGAUCCAAAGAGCACCAUCGCAGCAAACGGCAUAAGCAUGAAAAUAGCUUUAGUGCUUCAGUACAAAGUACAAACUACAAUAACAAUCAAAAUAUAAGCACGAUACCAAAUUCCAAUAGUAAUACAACGACAACAAUAGAAACCAGAAAUUUAACAAAAGCGUCGGCAACAACAACAGUAACAACAACAACAACAAAUAGAAAGCAUAACAAGCAAAAACAACAACAGCAACAUAAACAUAACCAUCGUCAUCAUCAGCAAGAGGAUAUUGAUGAGCCAGUGUUAAGUCCUGAAGAUAAGGAGAACUUUUGUCGUGCUAUUGGUGUAAUACCCAAUGAUAGUUUAAAUAAUUCCAAUAAUAACAGCAACAAUCAAAACGAUUUAGAUUUAAAUCAAUCCGGUUCAGUGGCGGGAAUUACCAACGACGUUGGUGUCCUUAGCGCUGGUGAUCUAUUACAAUCAACCAUAAAAAGAGAAAAAGAUCAUCAUCGCAUACAUGAUAUGGCUCCAACGACAAAUAUGAAAUUGCCCGGACGUCAGACAAAUAACUCUCUAUCAUCGUUAACGGGUAAUAUAUUCAUACCGACCGCCCUGCAAGAUAAUUCAACCACAUCUACAGCCACAAAUACGACAACGGCAACAACAACAAGCGGAGCAUCAUCAUCAUCUACCUCGAAGGAAUCUAACAAAGCGAAAAGUUCAUUGUCUUCCAAUAUGGCAAAUAAAAAGCAAAAAAACUCAUCCGCAACAGCGGAUAAAUCCUUAACAAAUCAGUCGGGCUGUAGUGGCAACAGCAGCGGCAGCAAACGCAAAUCAAAUAGCACCGCCUCAACCGUAGAUGGAUUACGACAAGAUCUGUCACAACAUUCGGAUGAAAAUGUAAUUAGUAUCAAACGGCAAUGUGCACUGCAACACGAACAAAGAAAGCGACAUCAACCAAAAGAAUAUUAUGAUGCCAACACCAACACCGUCACUACCACCACCACCACCACUACCGCCACCGCCACCGCCACUGCCACUGCCACUACCACUAUCACUACUACAGUCACGAAUAGUUGUCAUUACAAUCAACAUUAUCAACGACAAUUGUGCAGUAGUAGUAGCUAUGUGCAGUGUGGUCGAAUAACAUCGCCAUGUAAAGUAGCAACAACAGAAGCAGCGAUUCCACCAAGCAAACGUUACUUAAAACAUAAUACUAAUAAUUACAGUAGCACUACUACUACCCUCAUCAAUAAUAACAAUAACAAUAAUAGUAACAAUAAUAAUAAUAAUAAUAAUAAUAAUAAUAAUAAUAAUAAUAAUAAGUCCCAUUCAUCAUCCAUUUCCACUUCAUCCAUAAUUAAUGCAAAAUUUUCUCAUAUUAAUACAAAUGCACACACUUCCCAUUACUAUCAACAUAAUCAUCACAAUCCAAAUUCCUCAUCAUUAUCAUUAUCUACAAAUGCGACAUCAUCGUCAUCGUAUGUACAUAAAAUGACUUCCCUGUGUAGUACACAUCAACAACAACAACGUUCACAAUACUACAACAAUUAUUGUACAAACAAAAAAUCCAUCACAUCAAAUAUUCUUAGCUUUACUGAAACGGAUGAGAUCUUACAAAUUGGUAUGCAUAAGGUGUUGGUCUAUGUAAAAAAUCAUCGUGACGCUUGGCCAUUUAUGGAUCCGGUUGAAGAAGAUAUAGCUCCCAGAUAUUAUUCAAUUAUCCGAAGACCAAUGGAUCUUUUAAAAAUGGAAGAUAAACUUGAUAACGGUGAAUAUCAAAAAUUCAGCGAUUUUCGUAAUGAUUUCAAGCUCAUAGUUAACAAUUGCCGUCUUUAUAACGGCAAUAAUAAUGAAUAUACUGAAAUGGUUAAUAAUUUGCAAGAAGCAUUCGAUAAAGCCACUAAAAAAUAUUUUGAUCAUCUAUCUGAUGAUGAUGAGGAUGAUCCUGGCUUAAGUUAUCCAGCAUCUGAUUCGAAAAUGAAUGUGUUUCGUGAAAAAUACUUUAGCAAGAAGAACAAAGAUAAGGAGAACUCGGAGUUAGGUACAGCUAGAAAAUCAUUGGGCAAAAGUCAAGACCGCAAAAAACACACACGUAAGGAAAAACUGCAAGAAACUGAAAGUGAGGAGGAAGAAUUUAAGGCUGUGCGCGAUAUGCGCUCAAUAAAAGAAUCAGUUAUAGAUGAUAAAACGGAAGAAGAAUUAACAGAAAGUUCGCCAAAAAUUAAUAAAAGAAAACGAAAAGAAAAGGAUAAAAGACGUAAAAAGAAAUCACGUAAUCGAAAAGAGGAAAAGUAUAGCGAUCAAGAAGCAGAUAAAUUACAAAAUGAAGAACCGCCACCAGAUGAAAAUGACGAAGGCGAGGACUACGAAGAAAGUAGAACAUCUUCAAGAAAAGGAAGAAACUCUAAGGAGUCUUCUUCGCGAAAAAAUCGAAAGCCUAGAAAUGAUAAGAAAUCCUCAAGAUCUAAUAAUAAAAUUGAUGCAAAGUCAAGAAAGUCAGUAAAGAAGUCAAAUAAAAGUAAACAAAAGGAAGAAGAAGAUAUGUUAGAAUAUUCCGAUGAAGAUGAUUGUGUUAGCGUACAGAAUGACCUUGAUGCUAAUGACAUCAAAACAAACCGAAGCUUUGAACUGAAAUCGUCAAAAAAAACUAAAUUAAAGCAAAGUACAUCAACAAACCAAAAAAGAGCGAAAACUGCAGGAAAAAAGAAAAAGGACAAUUCUUCAGCAAUCAGAAAGUCGAAGGGGCGGACUAAACCGUCUUCUAUUCGAUUGAAAAGAACAAAGACUGAACCGUGCGAGUCAGAAGAGGUGAGUUCUUUAGAUGGUAAUGAACGGGAUAAAACGGAAGAACUUCAAGAAUGUCCGCCCACUUCACCACCGCCGCUACCGCCGCCUCCACUUAAAAAAAGACCAAGUUUGCCAUUAAGUAAAGACUUUCCACCUCCCGCUGUGGCUGCUUUAGAAGCUUCCGCAUCGGAACUAGAAGAAGACAUAAAUGAUGAUGACUCGCGUAGCAUGUCACCAUUUAAAGUGGAUUUGCAUAAAAAAUACUCAAAAAGUGUCCUUAAUGACGAUCUCUCUGAUCUAUUAUCGCCUGUGCAGAAGAUGCCAAGUCCUAGAGCAUCCAGUCCGAGCUGUAAAAUAAAGCCUUCAGAAACAGACGAGGAUGACUUUAAGUCAGUGUCUAGUCACAGCUCUUCGCAAUCUAGAGAGGCCAGUGUAGAGCGUCCUAAAAGGAAACAAUCCCCCAAAACGGGUAAAAAUUCCAAACGAAGUAACGAAACAAAACGCAAAUUGUCGACAUCUAAUUUGAAUUCGUGCGACAAAAAGAAAGCAGACCCAGAAAAAGAUGCUGCGGUAGCAGCUGCGGCUGCUGAACAAGCCGAGUUAGACAUGCUGUUGCCUUUUUUAGAUAAAUACGAACUAAUUAAAUAUAGACGAAGUCGCGCUUUAUUGAAUCAACAACAAAAUGCGAUAGCAACUACCGAAUCUAAAUCAUCUACACAAAGACAGCAAAGCUCUCGUAAACGUGAUUCUAACAAGAAUAUUGAAACGGAAAAAAAUGUAGAAAAGUCGACUACAGAAAACACGCGUGGACGUAAAUCUAAAGACGGAUCAAAGAAAGCAAAAAAGGUUUUAGAAAAUUCAGUCACUGAAAAAUUCAGCGAUUCUGCAAAAACUCCGGAAAAAGCAAUAGAAGCAAAAAUUGAUUCUAAUAGGACGAGUAGUAUUGCAAAAGUGGAAAGUCCCAAAGAGCAACAGUUAUCAAGUGAAGAUUUAUUAAGUGAAACUCAAUCAAUUAAAGAAAGGAAAAACAUAAGCAUGGAUAAAUUGCCACCUAAGAAGAAAGAGAAGCUGAAAGCCAUAUUAAAUGAAAGAGAGGCUGAAUUCUGUGAGCCAUCCAAAUUGGAGGAAGAAGAACAGAAGAAAACGGUAGCGCCGCCGCCUCCCAAGAAGUCUUUGCAAAAAAAGGCUGCUGUCUCAGUAACGGCUAAUAAGAAAAUCACUAAUAAAGGGAAUGCAGCGACGAGCUUUAAUAAGCCUUCUGCUUCGUCAACAAAUUUAGAAGCCUUGGAUGUAGAGACCGAGCAAACCUUGAAAGACAUUAAUCGUUGGCUGGAACAUACUCCACGGUUUUCCGAAUUUUCCUCAGCCAGUAAUUCGCCUUCACGCUAUAAUCUGUUAGAUGAUUUUGAUGCUUCUAUAACCAGCAAAUUAGACGCUUCUGAUUUUCGGCGUAACGAACCCAUAGCUCCCGCGAAAGUCGAUUUGGUACCCGUCAAAUUGGCUGAGGCGUUAGAUGAGCUUGUAACAGAUAAUAAUUCAUCUAGUGACACUACAUUGCCAAAGAAAGAUAUAGCCGACUUGUUGCCAGGAACUACUAGCAGAUUGAGUUCGAUAAGUAACACGCCACCUCAUUCGGUGACUUCCGGUAAUUCUGUGGGUAGUACUACUGUAAAUGCUUCUUCAAAUAGCUCUUCUGUGAACGCACCUUCUAUAGCUUCUUUAUCAUCAGCUGCUGCAGCAGCAAAUACUCCUUUGCUAAUUCCGCCCCCAACAACUGUGCCCCCCACAUUAACUACGAUUACCGCACCCAAACCAAAGGAAACACAAUUGCUCUUACAUCCUCCUCCUCCACCUCAUAUUAAACAACAAAUGGCUAAAGAAGCUAAACGUAAAUCUCUCAAGGAAAAAUUGCAAGCAGCCACAAAUCCCCGACGUAAGGAUCUUUUGCGAACUAUAGAUCGUUUACAACCUGGCAAAGCUAAAGGUAAUUUGAUACAGAAUGUUAAUAAACCAGAAGAAUUAUUUCAAUUGGGACCAGUAGCUGCUAAAGCUAAGGAGGUUAAAAACUCAUUGAUCGUUGAAACAGCUGAUAAUGUUCCCAAACUAAGUCUUGGUACAGUAAUAAAGACGGAUAAUUUCGGCUUAGGGCAGUCGUCUUUUAUUGACGAAUUGGCCAGUAAGACUGUAAAUAAGGCCGCUGUAAGCCCUGUUUUAUCCACCUGCGCAGAUAAAGAAGUAGAAGAAAAACUCAAAAAUAAGAGCGAAAUUGUUCUAGAGGGUUUGCUGCCCUUUCCUAAAGUAACAAUAUUAGCAGCGACAACGUCUUUGCUACCUAACGAAGACGGUAUAGAAACGCAAACAGAAGACACCACAGAAGCCAAAGAUAAACAAAGACCUUUUGAAGCUUUGCUAACAGCUAAGACUUUACUUGUAGGUGGCAAAUCAACGGCUACGGAAAAUAUAGUCGCGGGCUCAAGUUCUAGCUCUUCGGGCUCUAAAGAAAAACCAAAUUUGAGUGUGUGGCUUAAAGCGUUUGGAGCUCCCAAAAAGACGAAGAAGUCAGAUGAAGACGAGGCAAAACAGCAGGAUGCAAAUGAAAACUCUUCGAACAAAUCAAAUGAAGGCACUUCCCAGGGAUCAGGAACUACUACCGGGGCUGUUGCGGGUAAAAGUCCCCCAUCAGCCUCUUUAAUAGGGGAGGGUUUCUCUCUGCCUUCUGCUCCUCGCCAACGUAAAGCUAGUACAGGCAGUACUAUUUCAGAACGAUCAAGCUUUAGUCAGGAUCCCGAUUCUCCAAGAAUUACUAUAGAAGAUCGUUACGGCACGUACGGAGGAGGCGCUUACACUUCACCAAUAGGUGCUUCACCUAUAGGAGCUUCACCCAUAAUGGUGUCACCCAAACCAGAUGAAAAUACUAAACCCACUUCGCCCUAUCCUUUAAACGGAGCUAUAAAAGUUGGUUUUUAUCAGGAUACUACAACCAAAAGUAGUCCUGAUAAAAGUUGCAGCCCCAGAGAGAUGCCCUCACCGUAUCCGCAGUACUCGCAGCAUAUUUAUUCUUCAGCUUCAUCACCUAAUGUUUCUACACCCGAACUAAGUGGUACUUCUCCUUAUGGAGGAGCCAAUAGUUACAAUCCUUCAGGCUCGGAAGCUUCGAAAACCCCAGUGUAUUCUUCUACUUCGCCUCUGCCAAAUCUCUACGAUCAAUAUAAGCAGCCCAGAUCUCAAGAGUCAGAUUAUAAUUCGUCAAUGAGUCCUAGUACACCUAAUCCACACUCGCCUUACCAACAGCCACAAAAUUCUCCCUACACGACGCCACAACCUCAUCAAUCACCGUAUCAUCCGCCAAAUUCACCAUAUCAACAAACACAACAAUCUCCUUAUCCUCCUCCAGCGCAGUCACACAGUCCUGUACAUACGCCGCAAAGUAGCAUGCAUUCUCCUCUCCAUCAGCAGCAGCAUAGUCCCUUGCCUAGUAUAGGUUCACCGGCCUCUUCGGCUACCACUCAACCUCCUACACCUUUAGCUCAUUCACCAGUUGACCAGCAGCAACAACAACAAAAUUCUCCAUAUCAACAACCAGUCUUAUCACCUUAUCAACAACAACAGCCCCAGCCCUCCCAACAGCAACAAACUCACAGUACGGCUAAUGUAACAGCAUCGCCCCAACCUCCAACUUAUGUUUCCUCCACAAGUAUUUAUACAUCUCAACAAACUAUAGGAAAUUCUUUGGUAUAUAGUGGACAGCAAACCCCCCAAAUGAAUAGAGAGACUCACAAGCAUUCUAGCGCCGAACAUCAUCAGCAGCAAAUUUAUCAGAACGAAAUGGAAGGCACUUCAGCAGCAGGACAAAAUGCUGCAACAGUUUUAUCCUCCAAUGCUUAUGUUCCACCAACUGCUGCAGUGUCAACCGCACAUUUGCAACAACAGCAAAGGCAAACAGAACCUACUGCCAAUAUUCUAUACAACAAUUCCAUAAAUACGAUAAACAAAAGUCGCGUAGCAGGUAGUAAUAAAGUGCACGAUUGGCGCGAAAAUUCUUCAUCUUCUUCUUCUUCUUCUGCGAUAAGUUGUCAACAACAACAGACUACCGCUGCUAAUAGUCAACAACAAGUGAAUAUUCUCGGCCACCAUACACAGCAACAGCAGCAGCAAUCACUAAUACAGAAACCUCAGUAUCCAACAUAUGCACAAUAUCAAGCAGCUACAGUGCCUGGGGUUAAUAAAGCAGUCGUCUCAGUCCCUGGUAGCGCAACUAACGAUCUGCAGGCUGAAAAUGUAAAAAAGCAAACUAGUGCGGCGGGGACCGUUAAUGCCACUUACAUCGGAGAUGCUGCUGUUGAUACUGCCUCUACAUCAGCGCCCGAUGAUGGUAACGGUGAAAUGUCUGUUUUUAUGCAACAUUUGCAACAUCAACAACAACCACAACAAAUUCAAAAGAGCAUUAUAGCUGUCGAAUCACCUAGUAGUACUCAAAAUAAUCAAAAUUCUUUAAAACGAUCUGCGACAGACGAUUUGCUAGGAAUGGAUUAUAGUGGAGGAACGACGCGGAAGAUGCAGAAAUCGGACGAUGAUGCAAUUAUUGUCGCUAAUCAGCAACAGGCUCAAUCAAGUCAACAACAGGCUCAACCAACACUGGCAGCUGCUUUAAUGGGUCAUCAGCAGACACAACAACAGCAGCCCUCCCAACAAUCACAACCACAACAACAGCAAUUCAGCAAAUACUCGCAGAUGUUUGAUAGCAUUUUGGGUUCAAUGGCGUUUAGUAAACAUUUGGGCAAUAUUGCGAGCGAUAAAGCUUUUUUGUACAAUCAUGCUGCUUCUUUGGGAUUUCCGAAAGACUACACUAAGGAUACGCAAAAUUUUCAAAUGUCGCAGCAGCAGUCAGAGCAAGCGAAAGGUAUGAUACAGCAGCAAGAUCAAAAUAAGCACGUUGCCAAUGCUUUGAUGCACACCAACCCAGAAACCCAACAACAACAACAACAGCAACAGUCACAUUUACAUCAGCAACAACAGAACAAUCAAAGUGUACAACAACAGCAACAUAAAUCUAGCAUAAAUUAUAAUAAUAGCAGCAGUGACUUAAUUCAACAGCAGCAACAACAACAACAACCGCAAAAGUCCAGUGAAACUUUGCAUAAGCCCUUAAAUAUGUCGAACAGCGAUAACACAUACAUGGCCCAUCAGCAACAACAACAACAUCAGCAACAGCAACAGCAGCAGCAGCAGCAGCAACAACAACAACAGCAGCAUAAUGUACAUCAUCAGCAACAACAUUCAAUUUAUCAAGCUAAUAAACUUACACAGCAACAGCAAUCAAUGCAACAUAAUUACGGUCAUCAACAACAACAACAACAACAACAACAUCAACAUCAAUCACAACAGCAUUCCUCAACUACAGAAAAAACUUCCACAGGCGCUACAAACAUGGCCAUUACUCACGAUACUCCUGCGAACAACAACACUAGUACUACUUCUUCUAAUGGUGGUAACAAUAGUAAUAACAGCACUUUAUUGAAUGCUUUAAACAGCUCGCAUCAUUUAACACAUUCACAUCAUUUGGCUGCCUACAAUAAACCAACACCGCCACCGCCGUCAUCCACACAAACCUAUAAUAAUCCCACCAGUUCAUUAUUGCAUCCCCUGGGUGAUCCAUCAAUGUUGGGUUUAUCAAGUACAUCUACAUCAUCAUCAUCGUCGAGCAAUUUUUAUGACAAAUCAGUACCACCAGUAGCACAUAUGUACAGUUCUACAGCGAGCUCGAUGGCUAAGAGCUUAACGGCUUCCCCAGCGACGCAACUAUAUACAAACCCUUUAAAUGGAUCGGCGAAUUCUUCCGCUGCGGGUGCGAGCAUAUAUGGGAAUCCGCAUCAAAUGCCCACUGCCAGUGGUAAUUAUUUCCAUAGCUUGACAGGUAACAUGCAGCAACAACAACAGGCGCAACAAAGCGCAACGGAGGUAAAACCGGCAGCUCCAGCUCCGGCAAAACGAGGGCGAAAAAAGAAGGCAUCUACUAUAGCGGCUGAACAGGCAGCCGCUGCUGUCAAACAACAACAACAGCAGCAACAACAGCAACAACAACUGCAACAACAGCAACAACAACAAACGCACCAUCAUCAACAACAGCAACAGCAAAAUCUUCACACUUCUUCUUCGUAUAACAACCCCGCCUCCAAUAUAACGCAAAACGUGGUGGCUGCUAAUGUAUCAGCCGCUCAUCAUUUGCAGGCUCAUGCUCAAGUUUUACAACAGGGCUUCCAAUUAUAUGCUGGCCUCAAGUCUACCGGCGUCAGUUCGCCUCUUUCGACUUCAAAUUCAUCCGCCGCUACAGCCGGCUCAGUUGCCUCUAGCGGCAACACCGCUAAUUCAGCAGUCACGUCAUCAACAGCCUCAGCGCCGCCGGCGGUAGAUGCGGCGACGGCUAUUUCUCUUAAGACGGCUGCGGGCAUGGUCCCAGGCAGCGCUUUUAAUUUUGGUCCUAGUGCUGGCAGUCUAGGAUUGUAUGGCGAUCAAACGGGGAGUAAUAGUUAUUUGGACCAGUUUCGGGACGCAUCCAAUUCAUAUUACAUGCCACCAGCACCAGCUCAUCGCAGCAGUUCAACGGCAAGCGAUAACGCUAACUCAGCAGUAGCGGUUGCAGCAGCCGUCAUGGAUAAAACACAAACAACAUUAAAUCCGGCAGCAGCUGCUGCGGCUGCUGCUACAAAUCCUUAUAGUCUAUUCGCUGCUCAUCCCUCGACCCGCGCAACCCCGUACACUUUCAUGAAUACUGCUUCUCAGCUAGACGCAGCCAACACACAAUUAUAUCAGCAAUAUUUUCGCCGUGACGACUUCCAUUCACGUAUGAUAUUUAACCAAAGUUUGCUAGGUGGCCCGGCGGGCGCAGCAGCUGCUGCUGCAGCAGCUACUUAUGCACAACCACCGCCACCGACUGCUUAUCGAGCUCCAUCGUUAGGUUUGCCCAAACCAUAUGACGCCGCCAAUCCUCGUUCAUGGUUCUAGCAGUGCGCUACUCAAAACGAGUCACAAGUAAAUGAUGAGUCAACUUCGAGUGAGCACCAGAUAAAUGGAAGCACUUUAAUGUCGUCAACUGAAACACAGGAACAUCAACAGCGAUUGCAGUUGUAAUAAUGUGGGUGCGCAUUGCAGAUUGUAGAUUAGUAUUUAAAGUCGAAUGUUUUAUUUAUUAUUUUUUUUUUUUAAUAUUUUUCUUUUUAAUUAAGUUCAUUAUAAAAACUGCAAAGAAUAUGCCCAUGAUAUAGAAAAUUUUCUGUUUAUUUCCUUCGCAAAUACAGACAUUAAAU
This is a messenger RNA of Glossina fuscipes, 12128 nucleotides long. It is a transcript of the gene dikar, whose product is annotated as protein split ends. The record is from RefSeq and is a predicted model, not a curated record. The transcript has 10 exons. Lineage: Eukaryota; Metazoa; Arthropoda; Insecta; Diptera; Glossinidae. Gene Ontology annotation, molecular function: protein binding. Bases 499 to 11826 code for a protein of 3775 amino acids. Gene Ontology annotation, biological process: chromatin remodeling. Gene Ontology annotation, cellular component: CERF complex.